CUAUACAUGGUUAAACGAUGUAUUUAUCGUCAAGGUCUUUCCAAAGUUUGCUUAUAAUGGACGAAUUAGAGCGUCUUACGUACAGAAAUUCUUUGAUGACGAAUAUCUAUAUAGGAUGGGGCUGAUUAGAAUACGCCAAGUUCGGUCCUCCGAGAAAUGCCAGACGUUCAAAAAGUUUGCAGGUUUUGUGAAAUGUACUUCUGAUUACUCGAUUAGUUCAGAAGUAAAUGGCGAAUUCUGCAAAGGAUGGCAGCCAUACAACGAUACCUGUUUCGACGAAAACGAAGAGCUGGACUACGCAUUUAAAUACUAUACAUCCGAAGACACGGAGGCGGUUCUUACUAAUGGGGAACACGCCAUAUACGGAUCAGGAGGCUACUACAUCGAUAUCGGUCCCAAACAAUCAGCUGCCUUCCGAUCUGUCGCCGACCUGAAAACAUACCGAUGGAUCAACAAUGAGACCAGGGCGGUCUUUGUCACCUUCAUGGCGUAUAACGCUAACUCAAACCUUUUCAGUUACGUCAACGUCGUAUUCGAGUUACCUCCCUUUGGAGGAAUAACAUUCACGAUGACUGCGGUAUCUGCCAAUUUGUACCCUUACAACACGGCGUGGGAUUAUAUUAUUCUCUUCUCUCAGUUCGUCUUCAUCGUUGUCGUCGUUAUCAGACUAGUACUUCUCGUCAAAGAUGGCGUCGUGUCCAAAGGGAGAGUACUCCGUACACUGGUAUUUUACAUCACUUUAUUUGAUAUAGUGAUUUGUAUCGCCGCAAUAGUCUGUUACAUUAUCCGACUGGAUGGGACCAUUACCGUUAUUGAAAAAAUAGCCAAGAACCCAAGACAACAUGUUUCGUUUGAACUAGCCAGUACAAUGGAUUCUUUCUUCAUGGCCUUUAUUGGUUUCGCAUGCUUCAACGCCAUCAUCAGCCUGUUGUCACCAUUGACCUUCAACUACCAGUUCCAUUUGUUUAAGGUGUUUCUCGAUUUGUCUCGGCACACACUGUUCUCACUCUUUAUAGUACAGGCUAUACUUCUCGUUGCCUUCACAUCUGUUGUGUAUAUGUUCUUCAACACGGACCAGUGGGAACUACGGAAUAUUUACAGUACAUUACUGUUCCUGUACCGUGUGGCUUUGGGGAUGUUCAAGGUGAAAACAAGCAUCAAAUUCCUAGAUUACGGCAGCAUCUUAAUAUUCAGCAUUUUCGGGUUCUCUGUCAGCAUCCUAAUGAUGAAUCUUUGUGUGAGCGUACUGAACGAAGCAUUUGGCCAUGCUCAGAUUGCCGUCCAGAAGAACAACAAGCAUAAAUUUGAUAAGGAGCUGAAUGACUUCCUGCAUUGGAAGCUUAACAACUUCUGGAGAGCAUUGACGUUUGGUCGUGGGAAGAAGGCCAGUGUUAUGAGUAAAUAUGCCGCCCCCGAGGAAGAAUUAUCGGACAGGCGUCAGCGAAUACAAACGAUGAAAGGUUUUGAGAACCUUGUAUUUAGCAUGGCCAUUGAUGCGGCCUCCAACGAGCAGCAGAUAUUUAGAACGUGUCUAAACUGGCAGCGAAAGAAACCGGACCGGACCCAGUUGCACUCUACAUGUUCUGUGAAUACAAACGAAACGACUAUUAAGUACUAUGACAAUACCUCCACGUUCACGAUGGCCUUGGUGUUUCCGAUGGCCGUCAGUGACAAGGACGUCAUCGUCCAGAAUAUUGACGUCAUCAAAACCAAAAUGCGACACCUGUAUCCGUGCGACCAUUCCUCCGUACCAUUGAGUAAGAUGUUUAGAGUGAGAGCUAACGUAAAUCUUCGCAAGAAGAGUUCUGUACAAGUAUUGGUUGUCGAUACAAAACCUAGGAAGGCAGUAGAUUUACCUGCGUUUAUUGUGUCGUCAUACGACAAUGGCAAAACAUGGGAGACAACUGCAGCCAGCCCAGCCUCACGUGUCAUACUAAAGAACUCGUCAUGUGUGUCGGCGAUCAUCCGCGCAUGUCCGACGCACUUUAUGGCCGUCUCAUGCGAGCUGUGGCCGGAUGUGCCCGACUACUUUAUGGACCGACUUGAGAUGCACACUUUGACCCCUAGAGGAGGGAUGAUCCGGCUCCGGUGUAACAACAGAAUCACAAUCACAGCUGACAAACAUUCUGUCGACGAUGAUAUCGACAUCUGCUUCCUGGAACAGGAGUCGAGUCCUACACCAGUCGUCACUAUUACAGCGACAGAGGACAUCACACGGCCCCUCAAACUGUCGAUUCCGCUUAAUAUGCUAGACAGAGGAGAGAUUGCCCAGGGAUUGAUCAUACUUGUCAAGGACGGUGACCUGAAAUGGCAGAAGGCACCAUGUGAGGCGCGCAAGGAACACGGCGCCAUUGUCUUCAUGGUUAACAAUUUAAACAGACGAGUUGCGAAGAAGAUACUAGUAAAGAGAAGUGAAAUUGAACAGAACCUGAGUACUGCUGCCAUACCUGACCACUACCUUAGAACGGCGAUCAGAGCAGUGUGUAACAGUAAGAUAUCACGAAGAUGGCGCUAUCUAGGAAAGGCUCUUGGACUACCCAUUAUCUAUCUGGAUUGUCUGGACAGAAAUGCCCCUCUAUGUUCUGAAGAGAAAUGUAGUUUCGUUCUACAUGAGUGGUACAUAUGUAAUCCCGGCGUGACUGUUGAUGAUUUGGAAAAAUGCUUAAGAAAACUUGGAUUUCCACCGGUCAACACACUCGCAAUGUACAUAUAAAACAGUUCAAGUGAUUCCGAGGGGAGGAUUUAUACAGCUGAUUUCUGUGAUAGGUCGGACUACCCCCACUACGGUACAGCUGAUUUCUGAGAUAGGUCAGACUACCCACACUACGGUACAGCUGAUUUCUGUGAUAGGUCGGACUACCCCCACUACGGUACAGCUGAUUUCUGUGAUAGGUCGGACUACCAACACUACGGUACAGCUGAUUUCUGUGAUAGGUCGGACUACCCCCACUACGGUACAGCUGAUAUCUGUGAUAGGUCGGACUACCUACACUACGGUACAGCUGAUUUCUGUGAUAGGUAGGACUACCUACUCUACGGUACAGCUGAUAUCUGUGAUAGGUCGGACUACCAACACUACGGUACAGCUGAUAUCGGUGAUAGGUCGG
This is a messenger RNA of Pecten maximus, 3107 nucleotides long. RefSeq lists its product as uncharacterized. Gene Ontology annotation, cellular component: membrane. The record is from RefSeq and is a predicted model, not a curated record. Gene Ontology annotation, molecular function: protein binding; calcium ion binding; calcium channel activity. Gene Ontology annotation, biological process: detection of mechanical stimulus; signal transduction. Lineage: Eukaryota; Metazoa; Mollusca; Bivalvia; Pectinida; Pectinidae. Bases 116 to 2713 code for a protein of 865 amino acids. The transcript is spliced from 14 exons.